Messenger RNA from Rhizoctonia solani, 597 nucleotides. RefSeq names its product Rho GTPase-activating protein gacZ. The transcript has a single exon. NCBI's taxonomy places the organism in Eukaryota, Fungi, Basidiomycota, Agaricomycetes, Cantharellales, Ceratobasidiaceae. The record is from RefSeq and is a predicted model, not a curated record. The coding region runs from base 1 to 597 and encodes 198 amino acids.
AUGUCUUCCCCUCGUGCGCGAGCUCAAACGACCACCAGCUCGGGCCCGCCCAGUCGCGCGUCGAUGUUCUUCCCGAAUCUCCCCAAACGGCCGUCUAUCAGCCGUUUGUUCGGCGUCGGCAACUCGAACCACGACUUGAUCAACUCGGCUCCGCGAGAGUCUCGUCACUCGAGUAGUUCUAGCGAAUCGUACAUGACGAGCGACGACGAUGACCAGCAACAGGUCGCCCAGUACGCCAACCCAAAGCGACAGACCCGUCCGCCGCGUGUGUCGCUCGAUAUCCCAGACGGGAGCUUUGCCCCUUCGUUGAGUCCUACCAAGGACGCACCCGAGACCGAGGCGGAAUCGGGGCAUCGCCGUCGUCUGCUAGCGCCAAAACGCUCGGCUCAGACUCCGAUUGCGGACAUGUUCAAGUCUCCCUUGACCGCGGCAGUUGCGACUACCGCUCCAUCGACUGUGACUGCCACCGCCGUGUCGAGCAAGACGAUGCCUCCCAGACUGGGGCUGCAGCUCGGCAACUCGCAAGAUGUGGACGAGAUGGGGUGGAGUCGUGGUGUGUUGGAUGCUGCUGCCUCGGCGAGUCUUGGGCACCGCUAG